UUAUAGACCUCCAUCUGUUCUGGGAAUAGCAGUUCCACUCACUGAUAACUUUUAUAAUGCAGAUCCUAGCAAACCUAGAAUGAGAGAUUAUUUUGAGAAAUCAAAGACUUCAGGAACCUACAAGAAGUGUGCUAACAAGUCAUCUCGAGCAAAAUGCAACUGCACUGACAAUGAGAAACUUUCUUUUUCUGUAGCUUUCUCAGACUGCAAAGAGAAGGCUCUUAGGAUGAAGUAUCCGGUUAGAAAACUUCCAAUCCAUUUCAUGAUUAAAAGUAAAAGCAGAUAUAAACACCUGAAAUCUCCUUAUUUUGUCACAAUCACAGAAGUCAAUCAGCGGACAAACUGGGAAGUAGCAGGUAGUAAUGCAACACCAAGCAUGUUAAAAAUGAGAGCAUAUUUAAAAGGAAAACUCAAUGCUACACUGUAUAAUCCAGAUGCCCUGACCCUAAAUAUAUAUGGAUCUGAGCUUUUCCAUUUCAGGGUAUCAGUUAUUCCUGGAGUUUCCUUCUGUAACCUGUUUGAUGAAUUUCAGAUUUAUGUUGAUGAUGCUCCAUUGGCCUUCCCAGGACAGUAUCUUACUAUCUCACUAACAGCUAUAUUAAUAGGAGGCAUUAUCUUUGUGACAUUUAUGGUACAAGUGUAUGAUGUAAAUAUAUGGAAAAAAAUUAAAAGUAGAAGUUGGAGAAAGAACAAAAUAGGAGCAUCCGAAACCAGAACUACUGAUACAGACAAUUCUGCUUCUUAGUUUGGAUAUCUGUAUGUUUUCAAGUGAACUGCGAAGCCAGCUGAACUCAGUAGCCAGUUUCCAGCCCUUUUCCCUCACCUUAUUAAGUCUAUGUCUUUCUUAGAUAUUUUAGUAGUACUUAGAAGUAAUUUAUUUUAUAUUUUAUGUUAUUAAUCUUCCUCAGUUGAUGUUCCUGCAUAUGCAACUUUUCUGUCAGAGUUUGAUUUGUCUUAUGAAGAUAUGCAUUUUGAAAUCUACAGGGAAAUAUACAUGUUUGCAAAAUUUUGUUUUACAAAAAGCUUUUGAGAAGAUAUAAAGCACUUUGUUAUGUUUGUUUGCUGUGAGGUACUACUAAACCUGAGCAAAGUGGCAGGAUAUGGCAGAAUCUAGCUGUAUUCCUCUGCUUACAGAAUAUCUUGUGAUUAGCUUAUUGAAGAACUUGCAACAACCAAAAGAACUGUAAUACCUUGUUAAAAAUAAAGACUAUAUCUGAAUUAGU
Gavialis gangeticus (Gharial) is the source of this 1223-nucleotide messenger RNA. It is a transcript of the gene CATSPERB, whose product is annotated as cation channel sperm associated auxiliary subunit beta. The coding region runs from base 80 to 745 and encodes 221 amino acids. The transcript is spliced from 6 exons. NCBI's taxonomy places the organism in Eukaryota, Metazoa, Chordata, Crocodylia, Gavialidae. Gene Ontology annotation, cellular component: CatSper complex; cilium. The record is from RefSeq and is a predicted model, not a curated record.